AUGCUAAUAUGCUGGCAGCAGCGCUCCACGUCGUUCUGUGCGUGCAAAGUAAACGUCACUUUCAAAAGUUGCCACGAAUACACAGACAGCGGCGUGAUGUGGAGGUUAGUAAACUGCACACUGUGCCUCUUUGUGUCCGCUCAGCUCACUUUAUGGUGUCAUUGGGCUACAGCAGUUGAGCUGGACGCUGAGGUCAAGAUUGAAGUUGUGUUCAAGCCCGAGGAGUGCACUCAGAAGAGUAAAAGAGGAGAUCUGAUAAACGUCCACUACGAUGGCUUCCUCGCCAAAGAUGGUUCUCAGUUCUACUGCAGUCGAUCAGACAAAGCCGGGCACCCUCAGUGGUUUGUGCUGGGCGUGGGACAGGUCAUUAAGGGCCUUGAUAUGGGGAUGGAAGAUAUGUGUCCUGGAGAGAAACGGAAAAUAACUGUUCCAUCUGUCCUGGCCUUUGGAGAAAAAGGCAAAGAUCCGGUGCCGCCCAAUUCUACGGUGGUCUUCGAGGUGGAGCUCUACUCUGUGUCCAGGGGACCGCGCAGCAUGGAGGCUUUCAGACUGAUGGACCUCAAUAAAGACAAAAGUCUCACGAAGGACGAGGUAAAGGAAUACUUGAAACUGGAGUAUGAAAGAAGUGGGAAGCCACGCGAUGACCCUUUCUAUGAGAAAAUUAUGGCUGAUAUAUUCCGCAAGAGUGACCAGGACAGCGACGGGCAUAUCAGUGCCAAGGAGUAUAAUAUUUAUGAACAUGAUGAGCUCUAGCAAUAUUGUAGCAGUGAAUAUCACAAUGAGUCACAAUGUUGUCAAAGAUCAGCAAUCCACUAGAAUGAUAUGAAAACAUCAGACUCCUAAACGGGAUUUAAAAUGCUGGGGAGUCAGACCUAGUGUUAUACACUUUUGGGGUGGAUCUCCCUUAAAAGCAGACAGGAAGUAACUGCUUUGAGGUAUUAUCCUAAAUUUCCCUUGGGAUUAAUAAAGUAUCUAUCUAUAUCUAUCUAUUUGGAGUCGCCAAGACAUAUUUCCAAGCCAGCAAACUAGGAGCCACUCAAUUUUAAUAUGAAGUAUUAAACUAUGCAAGAACGUCUGAGGAAGAUUUUGUGCAAAUACCACUAAAUUUAUCAUUUUAAAUGUUUUAUUUCUGUCUUUAAAUUUGGUCUUUUGGUGAUUCACAAGAAAAGGAAACCACAAUAUUGCACAAAGUUGUGGCUUUGAAACCGUAACAUGAGUGAAUGGAUCGUAAAUUGUUCCACUUUCCCUGUGAAUCUCCUGCCCUCUAAUCUGCGAAACCACACCAGAGUAUGGAUCCAUAGAUAGAGGUGGGAAUAUUGUGGCUGCUCUUCUUCUCUUCCCCCGAUAGGAUGUCAGCAGAAGCCCUGAGAGGCAAGUAAGAAAAAUAAAACUGUGAUGAAGUCUAAUCUAAAUUGCUUUCUCUUCUGUGUUUUUGAAUAAAGAACUAG
Molecule: messenger RNA, 1448 nt
Organism: Cottoperca gobio
Lineage: Eukaryota; Metazoa; Chordata; Actinopteri; Perciformes; Bovichtidae
Gene: fkbp7
Product: FKBP prolyl isomerase 7
Exons: 5
Coding region: 1-753 (250 amino acids)
Molecular function (GO): calcium ion binding; peptidyl-prolyl cis-trans isomerase activity
Source: RefSeq, a predicted model, not a curated record